This is a messenger RNA of Megalobrama amblycephala (Wuchang bream), 2107 nucleotides long. RefSeq lists its product as uncharacterized. The record is from RefSeq and is a predicted model, not a curated record. The transcript has 6 exons. Bases 96 to 1073 code for a protein of 325 amino acids. Lineage: Eukaryota; Metazoa; Chordata; Actinopteri; Cypriniformes; Xenocyprididae.
CCGCUCACACUCCCAGAGACGCGCACACAGGAAACUAGACCACUGAGAGCCUGACAUCUUAAAACACAGCAGCUCACUCAGAGACCUGUGUGAAAAUGCUGCAAAACUUGACAUUCAUUCUCCUCUUCAGUUUAAUCUUCAUCUUCUCCUCUGGUAAAUCUGUAUCUUCAUGUAACUACAAAGCAGUGGGUGAAAAUGUUGUGAUUCAACUGGGUGAUGAAGAAUUACCACAGGACAGCCACUUGACCUGGACACAUGAUAAAAUGAGGGUGUAUGUAAAAAGAGGCUCAAAUGUUAAGAACGAAGGGCUCACCGUUAACCGCUAUGGAUCUAUUAUACUGGACAACAUACAGAAGAGCAAAUCUGGGGAGUACACAGGCGAAGUCUAUGACAAAGAUGGAAAAUCAAUAAAGAAAACCGUAGAGAAGCUCUGUGUUCUAGAGCCGGUGCCUGAACCUUCAGUCAUAGUCCAGUGUGUGGAAGAAGGAGUCAAUCUGACUUGUAUUCCUUUGAAUAGCAAUGAGGUUUUUGUGUCCUGGACGAAAAAUGGAGAGGAGUCAAAGACGACACAUGCUGUUUUACAUGUCAGCUCGUCUGAGCUCAAAUCUGGAGAUAAGUUCUCAUGCACACUCAGCAACAUGAUCAGCAAAAAGACAGCAAAAGAUGUUCAGCCGGUGUGCUCUGACACAGGUGUACAUACAACAAAUGCAAACAAAGACAAAGAAAAAGAAGAGAACAGCAACAACGAAAAUAAAGAUGACGAUGUGACUGAAAAGAAAUUACUAUUUGGCUUCGAUUUCUGGUGGAUGCUGGUGAUCCUGUCUGGAGGAGCAAGUUUCCUUCUUAUACUCUUCAUCAUCUGCCUAGUCUGUGUAUGCCGCUGCUGCAGCCGAAGCAAGAGGAAGGCAAAAGAGGAAGCAGAGUUUCGACUCGUCUCUCUAAUGCCAGAUAAUGCAAAUCAGCCUGAUGAGCCGUACAUGCAGAGAAGCGAAUCUCAAAGGCCUUCCAAAAGCCAGCGUCCUCUUCCGCCCCUGCCCAGCCCUCGAGGUCCACCUGCUGUUGAACCCCAAUGAGAGAAAAACAUGACCUUCUCCAGACUCUGAGAUCACCAAAACCAAUGCUGAAUGAAAUAUAGUUUAUAUGUUUUAGAAUUGAUGAUAAUGCACCAGUCAAAAGUUUGGACACAUCAACUCAUUCUUUGUUAUUACAACUUUAAACAAUUUAUAAUAACUGUAACUUCAUCAAAACAAUGAAGUAGCACAGAUGGAAGCCUGUGUAACUCAGUGUACGUCUGAGUUACACUGAGCCUGAAGCUUCUUUGUCAAGAUGUGAUGCUUUUAAAAAGUAUGAUUGAUUAGUGCCAAUUUGCUUGGCUAUUGGCCCUGUGUGAUCAGUCUGUAUGUGUGUUUGAGUUUAUAUGACUUUGUUUUACAUAUCUCAAAUUUAAUUCUGAACAAACAGCAUUUCUAGUUACCUAAAUGCUUUGUAAAUAUAUGCAACUCAUUGAAUCUAGGUCAUUUCCGUUGAUUAUAUGAGGAUCUGUGUGACAUUUUCUGAUUGUGCUCACCGAGACCACCUUUGUACAUGCAAGCACAACAGACUUUUUGCACUUUUCCUGUUUUAACUGAUGUCACUGAAUUGUGGUCGCAAGAUCUGCUUCAGAAAACAGCAUUACACAGAUCUCUCACUCAGUUCAGUACACUUACUGUUCAUGAAAUCUUACUCACUGUUCAGUAGCCUCAAGCAACACAACUGAACAAAAACAAAUCACAAGUUAGCAAAGUUUCUUAAAAUGUAUAUUUUAUAUUCAGAAAGGGGUCUCACUUUAUGAAAAUUGUGACCUUGAUUCCUUUAUCUCACAGUUUAAAUAAGUUAAAGUUUAACGUUAAACCAAAGCCUGAGUUACACUGAGGUUUCCCACAUGUGGUAAGUGUCAAUGCGAUUCUGACAUUUGGUUUGAACGUGUGAAUAUGUGGGUAUUUGUGCUUUCAUCUGUCUACCGUAUUGAUCUCUCGUGAAAAUGUAUUUGAAUUUUCCAUUGUGAACUCAACAUGACAAGAGAACAGUCAGAUGAAUAAACACAUUAUUGCAUAAGUCUGGAAUCCAA